This is a messenger RNA of Gastrolobium bilobum, 1111 nucleotides long. Its product is annotated as heat stress transcription factor B-4-like. Bases 1 to 1104 code for a protein of 367 amino acids. Gene Ontology annotation, molecular function: DNA-binding transcription factor activity; RNA polymerase II cis-regulatory region sequence-specific DNA binding. Gene Ontology annotation, cellular component: nucleus. Gene Ontology annotation, biological process: regulation of transcription by RNA polymerase II. Lineage: Eukaryota; Viridiplantae; Streptophyta; Magnoliopsida; Fabales; Fabaceae. The record is from RefSeq and is a predicted model, not a curated record. The transcript is spliced from 2 exons.
AUGGCUCUUCUGCUAGACAACUGUGAAGGCAUUUUACUCUCUUUAGAGUCGCAUAAAUCGGUGCCGGCACCGUUCCUCACGAAGACAUACCAACUGGUAGAUGAUCCCAACACAGAUCACAUAGUAUCUUGGGGCGAAGAUGACAGCACCUUUGUUGUUUGGCGUCCUCCCGAGUUUGCUAGGGAUCUUCUCCCUAAUUACUUCAAGCACAACAAUUUCUCAAGCUUCGUUCGCCAGCUCAACACUUAUGGUUUUAGAAAGAUUGUGCCAGAAAGAUGGGAGUUUGCUAAUGAAUUCUUCAAGAAGGGAGAGAAACACUUGUUGUGCGAGAUCCAUAGAAGAAAAACGGCACAUCCUCAACAAAUAGGGAUGAAUCAUCAUCAUCACCACCACCAUUCUCCAAUGGGAGUCAACGUUCCAAGUUUCUUUCCGUUCUCCAGUACUAGCAGCAGAGUCAGCAUCUCUCCGCCCAAUGACUCUGACGAACAAGCCAAUUGGUGUGACUCUCCGCCACUCACUUCACCAAUUAGAGGAGCCACUUCCGUCAUGAACAACGGAGCCAACUACAACAGUUCCGUCACUGCGCUUUCUGAGGACAACGAAAGACUCAGGCGAAGCAACAACAUGCUCAUGUCCGAGCUUGCCCACAUGAAGAAGCUAUAUAACGACAUAAUCUACUUCGUUCAGAACCACGUCAAGCCAGUGGCUCCAAGCAACUCUUACUCUUCUUCUUUGCUACUCUGCAAUACGCCACAAGCGUCCACUGCAACUCCCAUAAGUACUAGUAAUGUUUCAACGAUGCAAAGGCCAAUGAACCAGCUUCUGGGGUAUUAUUCUAAUAACCCUAAGCAAGCCACUCAACCUCAACCUCAAACCCAUGCUGUGAACUCUCCCACCAACACAUCAAGGAGCUCUAUAACGUUUGUUGAAGGACCAAGCAGUAACAGCAGCAAGACUAAGCUUUUUGGGGUCUCGCUACAGUCCAAGAAAAGGGUGCACCCUGAGUACGGAUCUAAUCCCACGAAUUUGGAGAUGAAUAAGGCUCGUUUGGUUUUGGAAAAGGAUGACUUGGGCUUGAAUCUAAUGCCUCCUUCCAGUUGUUAGUUCCACU